AGGCGAAGAAGGAAUGAGAGCAUGCCUUCGACGUUCGGGUCGCCUGCCUGAAACAUGCAGAGAGACCCCAGUUGAAUGGUAAGAAAAAUGCAUUUGCGGGGAUCUGCAACUCAUCCAGCCAGUACGAAAUGCUCAAGAAGGAAAGAGCUGAGGAAUUCUAUGAAUUUGUUGCUUUCAGGUAUGCAGAAAAGAAAAGGGUGAGGGGCCAAGGAACAGUGGACAAAGACAAAACCAUCCCUACAACCAACGAUAAUUUCCAGGAUCUGCGACCUAAGGCAACGAAAACAGGGAAGAACCAGAGACGGAAAGAGACUAACAAUGAACAAGUUGAGGUCGAAGAACAGUCGGAACGCGUUCUUCUGAAAAAAGAAGCGGCUGUUGUGUUGUCUCAAACGGAGAAGCUGAGAAAAUGGAACAAGGAAUAUGCCUCCGAAUUCACAUCCAUUGCUCAGAUUGCACGAGGGGAGGUCCCAAGGGUGAUUGAGGCGGCUAGAUCGGCUCGUAGGACGCUAAGGAACAUUCGGCCCCUUAUCACAACCAGGUACGUAAGGAAGGCGAAGGAAUGGCAAAUCGCAAAAGAUGUAGCCUUCAAGAUCCCUCACUUCGUAGAGGGCGAGAACGGGAUCAAACUGUUGAAAGGGAAGGUUACAACGGAGGCUCCGUUGGGUCUGUUUGAGACUGUUACCAUUGAAGAGGAGCAGACCGUCCUUGACACACAAGAGGAAUCAGAGAACCCUCUCAAGAACUCAAACGAGACGAGCAGAAACUCCCCAAGGGCCUUUUCACCAUUAAUAGCCAAGAUGCCCGAAUCAACACAGCUGAGACCAGGGAUGAUCUGGAAACCUUGGAGGACAGUGACCGAGGUGCCCUACAACAUCCUAACAGACAUUGGCAUCUCAACAGAACUGUUGGCUACAGUUGUGGCCCAGAUUGUCAGGACAGGGCAACUGGAAGGGGGCGAAGACCUGGAAUCCAAAGCCCACGCCAUCGACUGCGAAAGAUUCUACAGGAGUGACGCUUCGGAUGUCGGCUCGGAUGCCGGCUCGUGUGAAGGUGACGAUGAGCAGGAUGGAUUGGGCCAGUACCAGGAGUUAGAAAAGGAUAGCAGCAAACAGGUAGAGCUGGACGGGGUGAACGCCGUGGGGGACCUCGCGCUCUCCCCACUUACGGGUAGUGAACCGGAGACCGUCCAUGAGGCUUUGGGUGGGGAUACGGACAAGGAAGACUCGCCUACCUAGACACCCUUUCCAGCAACUGAACCCCCCCUACCUGGGUGAUCUUGACCGGUUAUCUCCCUAACUUAUCUCAGCUGCUUCCAUGGAGAGCUACAGAAGA
Chara braunii is the source of this 1335-nucleotide messenger RNA. The record is from the annotation of a GenBank genome assembly. Lineage: Eukaryota; Viridiplantae; Streptophyta; Charophyceae; Charales; Characeae.